GUAUAAAAUCAAAUUUCUAGUCCAGCUUCGGCCUCCGGUUUCGACGAGCGCUCCCAGAAAUCUGGAGCAUUGCUUACGAUUUUUUAGGGUUUUGGGUAGCAAAGUUGGAGUGCUCUUCAGCUUCAAUGGAGUCUAAGUCGACUGGAAGGUUUAAGCUCGGCAAGCAGUCAUCCCUAGCUCCGGAUCGCGGCUGCGAUGAUUCUGUGGAGAUGGAGUUUCCCCCAGAUGUGGACGCCAAUAUCCGUCUCAUGUAUCUCGCGAACGAGGGUGAUCUGGAUGGGAUGCGAGAGCUGUUCGAUGCUGGGGUCGAUGUUAACUUUAGGGAUAUUGACGGCCGGAGGGCACUGCACGUCGCUGCUUGCCAGGGAUCCGCGGAAGUCGUCGAGCUGCUUCUUGAUAGAGGGGCGAAGGUCGACGUGGAGGACCGGUGGGGCAGCACGCCUCUUGCAGAUGCAAUACACUACAAAAACAAUGAAGUUAUCAAGCUUUUAGAAAAGCAUGGAGCUAAACUUCAGAUUGCUCCUAUGCAUGUUAAAAAUAUUCGCGAAAUACCAGAAUAUGAGAUAGAUCCUCGAGAACUUGAUUUCACUAACAGUGUUCAAAUUACUAAGGGAACAUUCCACAUGGCGACAUGGCGUGGAGUCCAGGUUGCUGUUAAAAGGCUUGAUGAAGAUCUAUUAACUGAUGAAGAUAAAGUGAAGGCAUUUAGGGAUGAACUUGCAUUGCUGCAGAAAAUAAGGCAUCCUAAUGUGGUCCAGUUUUUGGGUGCUGUUACUCAAAGCAGCCCUAUGAUGAUUGUCACAGAAUAUUUGCCCAAGGGCGACCUUCGUGCCUUCUUAAAAAGAAAAGGGGCCUUAAAACCGUUAUUGGCUGUAACUUUUGGACUGGAUAUUGCAAGGGGAAUGAAUUACUUGCAUGAACAUAAACCCGAAGCAAUCAUCCACCGUGACCUAGAGCCUUCAAAUAUAUUGCGGGAUGAUUCAGGACUACUGAAGGUUGCAGACUUUGGCCUAAGCAAGUUGCUGGACAUGACGAAAUCUAUCAGAGAGGACAGACCACUGGUUUGUGAAGACAAUGGCUGCAGGUAUGUAGCUCCAGAAGUAUUUCGAAAUGAAGAAUAUGACACAACAGUGGAUGUAUUUUCUUUUGCUUUGAUUCUUCAAGAGAUGAUUGAAGGGUGCAUGCCCUUUAAUACUCAACCAGAUUCCCGAGUUCCAAAUUUAUAUGCUGCUAAAGAGAGGCCACCUUUUAGAGCUCCACCAAGGCACUACGCGUUUGGAUUAAAAGAGUUAAUUGUGCAGUGCUGGAGUGAAAAUCCUGCUGCUAGACCAACGUGUAGAGAUAUUAUUGAGCGUUUGACAGAUAUCCGGAAUCACAUUAUUCAAAAACAGCGCUGGAAGGUGAGAGCUUUAAGAUGUUUCCAGAACAUCGAGGCAAUAUGGAAAGACCGGAAAGACCGCAAAGAUCGAUCUAAUAACCCGAGUAGUCGGUCCACUCGGUCUACGAGUUCAUAUUUCUAACUCAAGGAAGCGUAAAUGUUUAUGAAGACAACUCCUUCAUACAAUGAAGCAAUAAAAUGAGCCAAGAGAAUGGUAUUGUACAUGAUACGAUUACCUUCAGCUUCGUUUUUUUCAUCUCUUAUUAGUCUUUAUUAUUUGAGGAAAAUAAUAUAUGCAUGAGUUUGAUAUUUAUGUAUUUUUCUUAUGGUUUAUAUGUUGCUAAAUGUCCAAUUACACUUCACUCGCUGUUUAAGAUAAUCAUAAUCU
This is a messenger RNA of Phalaenopsis equestris, 1766 nucleotides long. Its product is annotated as serine/threonine-protein kinase STY8-like. NCBI's taxonomy places the organism in Eukaryota, Viridiplantae, Streptophyta, Magnoliopsida, Asparagales, Orchidaceae. The transcript is spliced from 13 exons. Gene Ontology annotation, biological process: protein phosphorylation. Gene Ontology annotation, molecular function: ATP binding; protein kinase activity; protein binding. The coding region runs from base 126 to 1520 and encodes 464 amino acids. The record is from RefSeq and is a predicted model, not a curated record.